UUUUGAAAAAAGUGCAAGUUUUUUUCGAGUGCCAGCCAGUGAUUUUUGGACCUGAACAUCGUCUUGACUCGCCUCGUGUUCUUUGUAGAAAGCACACAUCUAAGUAGCCCCAGUCAAUACGCUUAAAGUCAUGCCCAUCGAAGCGGGAACAUUCUUAUGAUGAACAUUCUGGUCAAGGAGAGCGGCGAGCGGAUCGCCGACAUAGCCGAAAGUUAUAGCCGACUGGUGAAGGAUCAGCGUUGUUAUAAUUCCCGUUCAAUUGUGAAUCCAAAGCGGUUGACGUAUCGUCGCAAGCUGGCGCACCUUGAGGCAGCGGCGGCUGGUGAGACCGGAAGCGGCUGUGGAACCACAACCGGAAACGGAAGUGCAAGUGCCGUUCGCUGGCAAUUGCUGGUACUUUUGCUACUCUGCAAUUGCAUUGUGGCCGCCUUCGAGCCGGACUUCGUGGUGCCGCUGGAGAACGUGACCAUUGCCCAAGGUCGGGACGCGACCUUCACGUGCGUGGUGAACAACCUUGGCGGUCAUCGGGUUGCCUGGAUUAAGGCCGAUGCCAAGGCAAUCCUGGCCAUACACGAGCACGUGAUAACCAACAAUGAUCGAUUAACGGUGCAGCACAACGACUACAACACAUGGACACUCAACAUUCGCAGCGUCAAAAUGGAGGAUUCCGGCAAAUACAUGUGUCAGGUCAACACGGAUCCCAUGAAAAUGCAGACGGCCACCUUGGAGGUGGUCAUUCCCCCGGACAUCAUCAACGAGGAGACCUCCGGCGACAUGAUGGUGCCUGAGGGCGGCUCCGCCAAGCUGGUCUGCCGUGCUCGCGGUCAUCCCAAGCCCAAGAUUACGUGGCGACGCGAGGAUGGACGGGAGAUUAUUGCCCGGAAUGGCAACCAUCAGAAGACCAAGGCCCUGUACGUCGAGGGCGAAAUGCUGGUGCUGUCAAAGGUCACGCGAUCGGAAAUGGGCGCCUACCUGUGCAUCGCCUCCAACGGAGUACCGCCGACGGUGAGCAAAAGGAUGAAGCUACAGGUGCACUUUCAUCCGCUGGUCCAAGUGCCAAAUCAAUUGGUCGGCGCCCCGGUCCUCACGGAUGUCACAUUAAUUUGCAAUGUCGAGGCAUCACCGAAGGCCAUCAAUUACUGGCAGCGCGAGAAUGGCGAAAUGAUUAUUGCCGGCGAUCGUUACGGACUAACCGAGAAGGAGAACAACAUGUACGCCAUCGAGAUGGUGCUGCACAUCAAGCGGCUGCAGACGAGCGACUUUGGUGGCUACAAGUGCAUCUCGAAGAACAGCAUCGGAGACACCGAGGGCACCAUUCGGUUAUAUGAAAUGGAGAGGCCCGGCAAGAAGAUCCGCGACGACGAGAACAACGACGUUUCGAAAAACGAGGUGGUGCUGAAGGAGACACGCCACGAGGACGGGUCACGCAACCAGAAUGGCAGGCUCUACAAGGACAGGAAUCCAGAGCAGGAGCGCGGAGCCACCGGCGGCGGAGCAGCCUCGUCUGUCCAAGGCGGCCGUGGGACAAUGCGGCUAAUCGGAACGUUUCUAUUAGCCUUUCUGUUGGUGUUAUUAACAACGAUUGCAACGGCGAGGCCAACAAUGGCCCCCGGCCACACAAAGGCCGCCAUCGACCACCACCACCGGGAUAGACAAUGGAUGAAGCACCAAGGAGGAGGAGGUGGAGUCAAGACAACGAUGAGCUUCGAGAUGAAGCCAGAGAUCUGGGAGAGAUCAGCGGGGUUUAAUAAUAAUAGAAGCAAUUGGCGGCGAAAGCUGUGGGAGCGGGGAGCUGCAGCUAAGUAAGAUUAUUAUUAUUAUAAUUAUAAUUAUUA
This is a messenger RNA of Drosophila kikkawai, 1835 nucleotides long. RefSeq names its product Dpr-interacting protein beta (gene DIP-beta). Gene Ontology annotation, cellular component: neuron projection. The record is from RefSeq and is a predicted model, not a curated record. Lineage: Eukaryota; Metazoa; Arthropoda; Insecta; Diptera; Drosophilidae.